Molecule: messenger RNA, 2007 nt
Organism: Magnolia sinica
Lineage: Eukaryota; Viridiplantae; Streptophyta; Magnoliopsida; Magnoliales; Magnoliaceae
Product: probable LRR receptor-like serine/threonine-protein kinase At3g47570
Exons: 3
Coding region: 1-1593 (530 amino acids)
Biological process (GO): protein phosphorylation
Molecular function (GO): protein kinase activity; ATP binding; protein binding
Source: RefSeq, a predicted model, not a curated record
AUGGUCAGUAAUUUUUUCACAGGCAGCAUUCCAUCUAGCAUGGGGAAGCUUCAAAAUUCGCAGUAUCUGAGCUUGGCUAGAAACAGACUUUCAGGGCAAAUUCCAUCCUCCCUCGGAAACAUUUCUCAACUGAACCGACUAUAUUUAAGAGAGAACAACCUCCAUGGAAGCAUCCCUUCGAGCUUGGGAGAUUGUCGAUCCUUGCAAUUGAUGGACCUUUCUUUCAAUAACCUCAGUGGCACCAUACCGAAAGAAGUCAUCGGGCUUUCAUCACUAUCCAUUUUCCUCAAAUUGGGUAGCAAUUCUCUAACCGGAUCUUUACCGUUGGAAGUAAGUAAUCUGAAAAAUAUUGGGGGAUUGCAGCUCUCAGAUAACAAAUUGUCAGGUGAAAUUCCUGGAGCAAUGGGCAAUUGCGAAAGCCUGGAAUUCCUUGAAUUGCAGAAUAACUUCUUUCAAGGAACCAUCCCUCCAGCCUUGAGCAAUUUAAAAGUCUUUUUAUCAUGUUUGAUUGCUACUCUUUGCUGGAUGAGAAAGUCAAGAAAGAAAUCUUCUCCAAAAUCGACACUAGAGGAUCCCCAUAUGAAGAUUUCUUAUGCUGAGCUCCACAAAGCAACUGAUGGGUUCUCUUCAGGUAAACUGAUUGGUGUUGGAAGUUAUGGUUCAGUGUAUAAAGGAAUUCUGGAUCACAACGGAAGGGUUAUUGCAGUGAAGGUGAUCAACCUUCAGCAGAAAGGAGCUUCGAAGAGCUUCUUGGCUGAAUGUGAAGCAUUGAGAAACAUUCGACAUCGGAAUCUUGUCAAGAUCAUAACUUCCUGCUCAAGCUUGGAUUAUAAAGGUAACGAUUUCAAAGCUUUGGUUUUUGAAUUUGUGCCUAAUGGGAGCCUAGAGAAGUGGUUGCACUUGAAAUCAGAUGGACAGCAUCAAGUGAGGAAUUUGAGCCUUAUUCAGAGGCUGAAUAUAGCAAUUGAUGUGGCUUCUGCAUUGGAUUAUCUUCAUCAUGAUUGCCAAACGCCGAUCGCUCAUUGCGAUCUGAAGCCAAGCAAUGUUCUUCUCGAUGAAAGCAUGAGUGCCCACGUUGGAGAUUUCGGGCUGGCAAGGUUCCUUUCUGAAAGGACCACUCAUUUCUCUAAAAAUGAAACAAGCUCAGUUGCAAUAAAAGGAUCCAUUGGGUAUGUUGCUCCAGAGUAUGGUCUGGGCGGAGACGUGUCUACAUGUGGAGAUGUGUACAGUUAUGGGAUUCUUUUAUUGGAGAUUUUUACGGGAAGAAGGCCGACUGGAGACAUGUUUAAGGAUGGUCUAAGCCUUCAUGAAUUUGCAAAGAUGGCUCUACCCGAUCGAGUGUUGGAGAUCGUUGAUCCCCGGCUCUUAGAAGAAGAGGUAGAAGAAGCAAAUGACAGUCAAGCUUUCAACAAUCUACAACGUAGAGAGGACAAAAGACGUCGGAUGUGGGAUUGCUUGGUCUCAGUAAUCAGAACCGGAGUUGCAUGCUCUGUUGAAUCUCCGAAAGAACGAAUGCAGAUGAGAGAUGUUGUCAUGGAAAUGCAUGUAAUCAAGGACACGUUUCUUCAAGCUGGGGUCCACAGAGAAAGAUGAAUUCAGAGGACCAUUAAACUGGUGUUGGGCCCUACAUAGAGUGGGUGUCUGACACUUUCAUGUUCAAGAUGGACUUUUAAAGGCCCCGAUCACAGGUGGAAGUGAUCAGACCAUCAGAACUCUAAAAUGGGUGUAUCUUGCAAACUGGAAUGAGUUAUUCGAUUGUGCCAUAUAUGAUUUUGGGUAGGAGAAGCUACUUUAGCCACCCAACCCUGCUACCUCGGUCUACCCAUGCUGAAUUUGCAAGAUUCCACCAGAUCGAUGAUCGAAAAUCCUUUUUAAUUUCGUUUUUACUAUUUAUAUUAAGUUUUAGUUCAAUUAUCACUCUUCAUGCUUUAGAAGUUGUGCCAAACAUGAAAAGGGGUCUAAAAAUAGUGAGUUUACCACUUAUAAUAAGUCACCAAUUUCAGAAAA